AGCAGCGAUGAUGUGCAUUUUUGGGGGAAAUUGAGAUUUCACAUUUCCCGCCGAAAACACUUCACGCAUUGACCACUUGAAGCGCUGAGAGGCAUGUUUACAUUUUACUGUGCGUGAUUGUCAAACACACGUGUUUUUACCUAGAAAACAGACCGAAAUUCAGUGAAAAUUGGUGAAAAUUCUCUGGCAUUAUGCCUCCAAUAGAUCCUUGCACCAAAUGCCAACAGAGUGUGAUUGAUAGUGAGUGGCUCAAGUGUGAAAGAUGUGAAAGAAGCAUCCACAAACAGUGCUUAGAAUUCGGAACUCCAGGCGACUUUCAUGGAGAUGUUUUCUUCGAUAUGAUCUGCUCUCAGUGCAAUUUUCCGCAAAACAAAGACAUUUUCACGCGAAGGAAGCUGCCUUGGAUCAUGGUGUUGGUGCUGGUGAUACACAAUUUGACGAUAACGUCUCCCGGAUUAGGGAAUUACGGCUACUAUCACUACAAGAUUCACAUCUCCAACUUUGUGGCCAAGAACUGGGUGUACUUCUUCCCACCGGAUUUCAAACGGAAGAAGAAUUGGGUGGGAAGUGUGGCUGGAACUCUGUCGCAUUUCAAUCGACUGUUCUUUCAGUCCGGAACUGACGAGUUGGGCAGCAAUGGAUGGUGGAAGCUAACCAGGAGUGAGACUCCCUUGUCAUAUUUCUAUCACUAUGAGGAAUAUCAGAAACAGAAACAGUCUUUCAUGAAGAAAGCCGCAUUUUCUCAGUCAUUGCCACCACCGGAGGUUAGCAGGACGGUUAAAAUGGAGGUUGAAGAGGAGGUUGAGGAGGAGAUGGAAGAGGUGGAAGACGAAAAAUUCCCCAUGAGAAACAUUAAGACUGAAGAACUUAUCAUAGAAGACUUUAUUGAUCCUCUUUCAGAGGCAUUCUCAACUGAAGAAAUGCCUGACAUUUCAUCUUUGGAAAACCUGGAAGAAGAUUUCUUCUUCACUUGGGAGGAAAUAUCAGAGCAGAAUGAUACAGAGGAGACUGCAACACCUGCUACAGAUUACAAGUAUCCCUUCUAUCCCUCCAAGGUGCCAAAGAGUCUCUUCACAGCUUCAAAGAAGCCAAAUUCACCCAUCAUGAAGGAGGAAGAAAACUUCUCAGAAUUCGAGGAAACUUCCGAUAUGAUGAGUGAAUAUGAAGAAGGUGAAAUGCUGAAACAACUCAGGGACAUCAUUAAGAGGAAAGCACCUGAAGACGUGCCAGAAGACAUCAGAAGAUUCUACAGGAAGCUUUCAGUGAGGCAAGAGAAGAGGAAAUUCUUCAAACCAUUGCACAAUAUCGACACUUUUCCGGAAAGUGAGGAGUCAAAGAAGCCGAGAGUGAUUCUGGAUCGUUUUCAUCAAUUAACCUGCACUGGAAGAUUGUCAGGCAUGGAAGAUGUGAAAUUUUCCACUCGUCUCGUUGGCAAUGUGCAGCACGAACUCUUAAAGUCGCCAUACACAGGCAGACUUCUGCAGCCGUUCAUCUACAGGGAUUCCGUGUCACUGCCUCAAUGGGUGCGCGUGAUGAGUGAGCUGCAAUUCACUGUGAAUGAUGGUAAAAUUCCAUCACGAGCGCCCAUUGAUUACUGCUACGUUCGCCCUCAUCACAUUCCAGCUGUGAAUUCGCUGCUACAGAGGCUCUUCUGGCCCACAAUUGACAUGGCCGAGUGCCUCAUGUAUCCGGAUUUCAGCGUGAUUGCGCUGUACAAACAACUGAUCGUCGGCUGCGCUUUCCUCGUGCCGGAUGUCGGUCAUAAUGAGGCCUACAUCAGCUUCAUGGCCGUUCGUUCUGGCUGGCAGAAAGCAGGAAUUGGCUCCUUUAUGCUCUAUCAUCUCACCCAGACGUGUCCCGAGAAGGACAUCACACUACACGUUUCCGCGACGAACAGCGCUGUGUUUCUGUACCAGAAGUUUGGCUUCAAAAUCGAGGAGAUGAUUCUCGACUUCUACGACAAGUACCUUCCGUGGGAGUCCACAGAGAGUCGUCAUGCCUUCUUUCUCCGCCUCCGUCGCUGAAGACAGACGCUGAAGAGACCUUCAAUGGAAGGAUCUUGCUGAGACAGAGAGAGAGUGGGCGGGAGAGCGAGAGCGCCGGCGGAAAAUAGCGUGGAGGACAUUGCAAGUGGGUGGAGGCCAGCGUAGAAGAUGGGGAAGGACUAC
This is a messenger RNA of Phlebotomus argentipes, 2168 nucleotides long. RefSeq names its product dnaJ protein homolog 1. NCBI's taxonomy places the organism in Eukaryota, Metazoa, Arthropoda, Insecta, Diptera, Psychodidae. The record is from RefSeq and is a predicted model, not a curated record. Gene Ontology annotation, biological process: negative regulation of transcription by RNA polymerase II. Gene Ontology annotation, molecular function: protein-folding chaperone binding; acyltransferase activity, transferring groups other than amino-acyl groups. The transcript is spliced from 5 exons. Gene Ontology annotation, cellular component: cytosol. The coding region runs from base 192 to 2024 and encodes 610 amino acids.